Molecule: messenger RNA, 411 nt
Organism: Raphanus sativus (radish)
Lineage: Eukaryota; Viridiplantae; Streptophyta; Magnoliopsida; Brassicales; Brassicaceae
Product: probable pectinesterase 56
Exons: 2
Coding region: 1-411 (136 amino acids)
Biological process (GO): cell wall modification
Molecular function (GO): pectinesterase activity; pectinesterase inhibitor activity
Source: RefSeq, a predicted model, not a curated record
AUGAGCAUAUUGCUCAUAUUUCCUUUGCACGAAACGAUCCUCACGGGUAAUCUGAACGGCCAAGACGGUGCCAGUACAUUCCACUCUUCAACACUUGGUAGUACUGGCCUUAGUGGAGAAGGGUUUGUUGCUCGAGAUAUUUGCAUACAAGACACGGCUGGGCGAAAGAAGGGGCAAGCGGUGGCUCUUAGAGUGAGCUCUGAUAGAGCAGUCUUCUACCUUUGCCGCAUUGACGCCAAUCAUGAUACUCUAUAUGCAUACAAGUAUCAGCAAUUUUACAGGGAAUGCCAAAUCACGGGGACAGUCGAUUUCAUUUGCGGAGAUGCAACUGCGGUGUUCCAGAAUUGCCAGAUAGAGGGCGUAGACCGUUUAAAGGAUAGAGCAAUGCAAGAGCAAUUAUUCGUAAAGUAA